Salvia splendens (bonfire salvia) is the source of this 1136-nucleotide messenger RNA. Its product is annotated as transcription factor MYB54. Gene Ontology annotation, cellular component: nucleus. Gene Ontology annotation, biological process: regulation of DNA-templated transcription. The transcript is spliced from 3 exons. The record is from RefSeq and is a predicted model, not a curated record. Gene Ontology annotation, molecular function: RNA polymerase II cis-regulatory region sequence-specific DNA binding; DNA-binding transcription factor activity, RNA polymerase II-specific. The coding region runs from base 158 to 865 and encodes 235 amino acids. Lineage: Eukaryota; Viridiplantae; Streptophyta; Magnoliopsida; Lamiales; Lamiaceae.
AUUUUGACAAUCUAGUUUCAAAGAGAAAUUCUUCAGACUUCCUUUUCUUCUGAUCAAUCGAUCUUUCUAAUUUAGAGAAAACCUUUCGAGGUUUUCAGGCUCUCAUCAUUUAGGUUUUCCUUCUUGAUCAUCCAAGAUAUAAAGAGCUGAAAUUUCCAUGGAUGAAACUAGAUGUCGUGGCUCGAACGAUGAUCCAAGAACUUGCCCUCGAGGCCACUGGAGGCCUGCAGAAGAUGAAAAACUCCGGCAGCUCGUCGAAAAAUAUGGCCCUCAAAAUUGGAAUUCCAUUGCUGAAAACCUUCAAGGAAGAUCAGGUAAGAGUUGCAGACUGAGAUGGUUUAAUCAGCUUGAUCCAAGAAUAAAUCGAAGGCCGUUCUCGGAGGAAGAGGAAGAAAGGCUGCUUGCAGCUCAUAGACUACAUGGAAACAAGUGGGCUUUAAUUUCAAGGCUUUUUCCUGGUAGAACUGAUAAUGCUGUAAAAAACCAUUGGCAUGUUAUUAUGGCAAGAACACAAAGACAAAAAUCCAAGCUUUCUAGCAUGAUUUUUAGAGCCCAUCAUCAAGAUCAUAAUGCAAGGCUUCAAGAGGAGUAUGGAUCCAAAAUCAGCUUCCAAAAAGGUGGAAUGAAUUUUGAUGAUUCACAAAGAAAAAGUAAUGACAAGAUUUUCCCUUUGUCUUCCUUCUCUGGCUGGCCUAAUCACUUGUCAUCUUGCUCUUCUGAUAGAAGAAGAGGUUAUAAUCAUCAAAGCAAUUUCUCCAUAUAUAGUGCCUAUCGAUUUGGGAAGAUGAGGACGAGCGAGGAGAAAUCCAUCGAGAAGAUAGACGUCCCGUUCAUAGACUUUCUUGGUGUGGGAAUAUCCUCUUGAUCAAUAUUUAUGGUAUCAAUUUUAUUAGGGUUAUAUUGUGUUGUGUUCUUUGCAUGGAUAUGCAUGCUGGUGUUGGAUGUAGGUAUAGAUGGUUGGGAUAUUUUUGUGUAGUAAAAAUCUUGUUAAGUUGAUUAAUACCUUAUGAAUUUUUUAUUAGGGCAUUGAUAAUUGUAGGGUUUGGAUUAAUGUUGGUCUAGUUUUGAUAAUAUAUUUGGGGAAGAUUUAAUUUCUUUUGUAUGAUUGUUUCAAACCUAUGAAGUUAUUUGGGGAA